Messenger RNA from Phyllotreta striolata, 3381 nucleotides. Lineage: Eukaryota; Metazoa; Arthropoda; Insecta; Coleoptera; Chrysomelidae. The record is from the annotation of a GenBank genome assembly.
AUGAACGAAUUGACACUAUUGACAGAUGUGUAUUUAGCUGGAUUCCUCAUAAAAUCUAGUGAUAUAUCACCAGAAUCUAGUAAUAAAUCACCAGAAUCUAGUAAUAAAUCACCAGAAUCUAGUGAUAUAUCACCAGAAUCUAGUAAUAAAUCUAGUGAUAAAUCACCAGAAUCUAGUGAUAUAUCACCAGAAUCUAGUAAUAAAUCACCAGAAUCUAGUGAUAAAUCACCAGAAUCUAGUGAUAUAUCACCAGAAUCUAGUGAUAUGUCACCAGAAUGUAGUAAUAAAUCACCAGAAUCUAGUAAUAUAUCACCAGAAUCUAGUAAUAAAUCACCAGAAUCUAGUAAUAAGUCACCAGAAUCUAGUAAUAAAUCACCAGAAUCUAGUAAUAAAUCACCAGAAUCUAGUAAUAAAUCACCAGAAUCUAGUAAUAAAUCACCAGAAUCUAGUAAUAAAUCACCAGAAUCUAGUGAUAUAUCACCAGAAUCUAGUAAUAAAUCACCAGAAUCUAGUAAUAAAUCACCAGAAUCUAGUAAUAAAUCACCAGAAUCUAGUAAUAAAUCACCAGAAUCUAGUAAUAAAUCACCAGAAUCUAGUAAUAUAUCACCAGAAGCUAGUAAUAAAUCACCAGAAUCUAGUAAUAAAUCACCAGAAUCUAGUAAUAAAUCACCAGAAUCUAGUGAUAUAUCACCAGAAUCUAGUAAUAAAUCACCAGAAUCUAGUAAUAAAUCACCAGAAGCUAGUAAUAAAUCACCAGAAUCUAGUAAUAAAUCACCAGAAUCUAGUAAUAAAUCACCAGAAUCUAGUAAUAUAUCACCAGAAUCUAGUAAUAAAUCACCAGAAUCUAGUGAUAUAUCACCAGAAUCUAGUAAUAAAUCACCAGAAUCUAGUAAUAAAUCACCAGAAUCUAGUGAUAUAUCACCAGAAUCUAGUGAUAAAUCACCAGAAUCUAGUAAUAAAUCACCAGAAUCUAGUGAUAAAUCACCAGAAUCUAGUGAUAUAUCACCAGAAUCUAGUAAUAAAUCACCAGAAUCUAGUGAUAUAUCACCAGAAUCUAGUAAUAAAUCACCAGAAUCUAGUAAUAAAUCACCAGAAUCUAGUAAUAAAUCACCAGAAUCUAGUAAUAAAUCACCAGAAUCUAGUGAUAAAUCACCAGAAUCUAGUGAUAUAUCACCAGAAUCUAGUGAUAUGUCACCAGAAUGUAGUGAUAAAUCACCAGAAUCUAGUAAUAUAUCACCAGAAUCUAGUAAUAAAUCACCAGAAUCUAGUAAUAAGUCACCAGAAUCUAGUAAUAAAUCACCAGAAUCUAGUAAUAAAUCACCAGAAUCUAGUAAUAAAUCACCAGAAUCUAGUAAUAAAUCACCAGAAUCUAGUGAUAUAUCACCAGAAUCUAGUAAUAAAUCACCAGAAUCUAGUAAUAAAUCACCAGAAUCUAGUAAUAAAUCACCAGAAUCUAGUAAUAAAUCACCAGAAUCUAGUAAUAAAUCACCAGAAUCUAGUAAUAUAUCACCAGAAGCUAGUAAUAAAUCACCAGAAUCUAGUAAUAAAUCACCAGAAUCUAGUAAUAAAUCACCAGAAUCUAGUGAUAUAUCACCAGAAUCUAGUAAUAAAUCACCAGAAUCUAGUAAUAAAUCACCAGAAGCUAGUAAUAAAUCACCAGAAUCUAGUAAUAAAUCACCAGAAUCUAGUAAUAAAUCACCAGAAUCUAGUAAUAUAUCACCAGAAUCUAGUAAUAAAUCACCAGAAUCUAGUGAUAUAUCACCAGAAUCUAGUAAUAAAUCACCAGAAUCUAGUAAUAAAUCACCAGAAUCUAGUGAUAUAUCACCAGAAUCUAGUAAUAAAUCACCAGAAUCUAGUAAUAAAUCACCAGAAUCUAGUGAUAAAUCACCAGAAUCUAGUGAUAUAUCACCAGAAUCUAGUGAUAUAUCACCAGAAUCUAGUAAUAAAUCACCAGAAUCUAGUAAUAAAUCACCAGAAUCUAGUGAUAAAUCACCAGAAUCUAGUGAUAUAUCACCAGAAUCUAGUAAUAAAUCACCAGAAUCUAGUAAUAAAUCACCAGAAUCUAGUGAUAUGUCACCAGAAUCUAGUAAUAAAUCACCAGAAUCUAGUGAUAAAUCACCAGAAUCUAGUGAUAUAUCACCAGAAUCUAGUGAUAUAUCACCAGAAUGUAGUAAUAAAUCACCAGAAUCUAGUAAUAUAUCACCAGAAUCUAGUAAUAAAUCACCAGAAUCUAGUAAUAAAUCACCAGAAUCUAGUAAUAAAUCACCAGAAUCUAGUGAUAUAUCACCAGAAUCUAGUAAUAAAUCACCAGAAUCUAGUAAUAAAUCACCAGAAUCUAGUAAUAAAUCACCAGAAUCUAGUAAUAAAUCACCAGAAUCUAGUAAUAAAUCACCAGAAUCUAGUAAUAUAUCACCAGAAUCUAGUAAUAAAUCACCAGAAUCUAGUGAUAUAUCACCAGAAUCUAGUGAUAUAUCACCAGAAUCUAGUAAUAAAUCACCAGAAUCUAGUAAUAAAUCACCAGAAUCUAGUGAUAUAUCACCAGAAUCUAGUAAUAAAUCACCAGAAUCUAGUAAUAAAUCACCAGAAUCUAGUGAUAAAUCACCAGAAUCUAGUGAUAUAUCACCAGAAUCUAGUAAUAAAUCACCAGAAUCUAGUGAUAUAUCACCAGAAUCUAGUAAUAAAUCACCAGAAUCUAGUGAUAUGUCACCAGAAUCUAGUAAUAAAUCACCAGAAUCUAGUGAUAUAUCACCAGAAUCUAGUGAUAUAUCACCAGAAUCUAGUAAUAAAUCACCAGAAUCUAGUGAUAUGUCACCAGAAUCUAGUAAUAAAUCACCAGAAUCUAGUGAUAUAUCACCGGAAUCUAGUGAUAUAUCACCAGAAUAUAGUGAUAUAUCACCAGAAUAUAGUAAUAAAUCACCAGAAUCUAGUGAUAAAUCACCAGAAUCUAGUGAUAAAUCACCAGAAUCUAGUAAUAAAUCACCAGAAUCUAGUAAUAAAUCACCAGAAUCUAGUGAUAUAUCACCAGAAUCUAGUGACAAAUCACCAGAAUCUAGUGAUAUGUCACCAGAAUCUAGUAAUAAAUCACCAGAAUCUAGUGAUAUAUCACCAGAAUCUAGUAAUAAAUCACCAGAAUCUAGUUAUAUAUCACCAGAAUCUAGUGAUAUAUCACCAGAAUUUAGUGAUAUAUCACCAGAAUCUAGUGAUCACCAGAAUCUAGUGAUAUAUCACCAGAAUCUAGUGAUAUAUCACCAGAAUUUAGUAGUAUAUCACCAGAAUCUAGUGAUAUAUCACCAGAAUUUAGUAGUAUAUCACCAGAAUCUAGUGAUAUAUCACCAGAAUUUAGUGAUAUAUCACCAGAAUCUAGUGAUCACCAGAAUCUAG